CCUUUCCGUGUACCAUCCAUAGCCUGCCCCGCAACUCGACACUGUCGCCACACAUCGUCAUGGCGACCAUGAUGACCUUCACCCUCACACAUCGUUCUCAGAAGUAUACUCUCACCCUGCCGUCUUCAGCUUUGGUGUCCUCCAUCCGGCAAGAGAUUCACUACCUCACGUCAGUGCCGCCAUCGAAUCAGAAGCUCCUUCCCAAGCCGGCAAAGGGCGUAACUCUCACCCCUGCAGCAACGACUGAUGUCAUGACUCUGCAAGAGGCAGGCUUGAAAGAUGGCAUGUCCAUCAUGGUUCUGGGAGCUACGGCCGAGGAGGUGGGCAAGGUGAAGCAGGAGGAGGCAGAGGCGAGCAAAUGGAAGCAACCCCGGAACUACCAUCCUAGUAUGCUCCAAGGUACCAAGCCUCGUUCUACAGCCACAGCUUCAGCUCCGAACCCCUUCCACUCCAUUGCCCCACACGCCUCCCUGUCCCAAGAUUCCCCUCUUCACGCGCAAAUCACAGCCUACCUCAGCCGCUUAGCCCACGACCCAGGCAUAGUCCACAUCUGCUCCCUGCAUGGCUACACAGUAGGCCACUUGACUGAGCUCCUACCAUGGCAGAAUCCUGAGCUCCUAGGUCUCAACGAGAACAAGGGUCAAACAAUUCGUCUGCGAGUACGCACAGACGAUGCGGACGGUCUGAGGGACUACAAGACCACACGCACGGUACUGGUGCAUGAGCUGGCUCAUAUAGACGUCAGUGAUCAUCCUCCUGAGUUCAAGAUUCUCAACUCGAAGCUGAAUGCCGAGCUGGCUGCAUUCGAGAAGAAUGCGAAAGAGGGGAGACACAGCCUCGUUGAAGGAGAGAUGUAUGUCCCUGCAGAGAGUGGCUCGACAGGCGCAGGCGGUACACAGGGCGGGUCGUACGUCUUGGGUGGAGCAGGACUUCGAUCGGACGAGUCAAGUACGCAGGAGAGGCGGGAUGCUAUCCUUCAGGCAACCCUGAAACGGAUGGAGAAGCUUGAAGCUGAGAUCGAAGGCGGGUGUGGUUCGGGCUCGAGUGAGAGGCCAAAGCAAUAAGACCAGACACAGGGGGAGCAGGAUGACUUUGCAUAUGUACAAUAACAAUGAUACCCUCUGCUUGCUUCACACCUCGCAUCCCGCGAGAGUAAUGAGAUAGAUACCGCACUUUCC
This is a messenger RNA of Microstroma glucosiphilum, 1178 nucleotides long. RefSeq names its product WLM-domain-containing protein. The record is from RefSeq and is a predicted model, not a curated record. The coding region runs from base 69 to 1064 and encodes 331 amino acids. The transcript has 2 exons. Lineage: Eukaryota; Fungi; Basidiomycota; Exobasidiomycetes; Microstromatales; Microstromataceae. Gene Ontology annotation, molecular function: proteasome binding; protein binding.